CUUCCCUCCGCAGCGUCUUCUGCCUUUAAUGUAUGACUUUUUGGGACAGCAGCCCAAGUUGUUCGCCAGUUCGCCCCUCUGAUAUUUUUUUUCCCCUCUGGUUCAUAAACACACCUGACAGGCCAAAGUGCAGUGAUUUGAAGACUUGCCAUCUGCUGGGCAUGGAGCUUAGCGAAGACAGAAACAUUGACGUCCCAGCCGUCCUUACAGAGUCCUGCUUCUCGCAAAGAUAUAGAGAGCACCUGGAGAAGGUUGGCAUUUUGGAUGGACGAUAUAGAGCACAGAAACUACCUGGGGGCACCGUGGCUCUUCCAGUGUUGGAAAACAAACUAAGCGUAUCACUUGUGGUAGAUCUUAUGGAAAUUGUUGCUCCAGGAAGCUCCUGCCGGGAAAUGCUGAUUAGGAACCCUGUUCUCUCUAAGCGUGCUGCGGUCAAGUCUCCUGCUCAGACGUUACGGAACAAUGUCUAUAAGCUGUUGGAAAGUCAUGGCCUUACAUGGGGAAGGGAUUUAGAGUGUGACCUUCCUCGCUCUUGGCAGCGGCAUGGAGACCUGGUUGUUUUGAGUGAGGAUUGCUUCAGGGAUCCAGUAUGGGGGCAGUUAGGCAAUGAGUUGUGGGUGAGUGUGGCCUCUUCCCUUGGUGCAGGACGCUUAGCUAAGCAAGGCAGAGUGAUGGAUGAUGGGGUGAGAUCUCCCAAUGUAACUCUUCUGCUUGGUGAAAAUGGAUGGGUAGAGCAUGUUGACAAUGGCAUCAGGUAUACCUUUGACAUCACCAAAUGCAUGUUUUCAGCAGGAAACAUAACAGAGAAGCAGAGAGUGGCUUCACUAUCCUGCCAUGGAGAGGUGGUGGUAGACCUCUAUUCGGGGAUUGGCUACUUUACUCUGCCGUACUUGGUUCAUGCAGGCGCCUCCUUUGUUCAUGCUUGUGAGUGGAACCCCCAUGCCGUGAGUGCUCUCAAGAAAAAUCUGGUUAUUAACAGGGUUUCUGACAAAUGCCAUAUCCAUGAGGGAGAUAACAGGCAGCUGACUCUGAGUGAUGUGGCCGACAGAGUGAACCUGGGUCUCAUUCCCACAUCUGAGCCAGGUUAUCCAGUGGCAUGUAGAGUUUUGAAGAAGGAUACAGGUGGAGUCCUGCACAUACACCACAAUGUGGACUGCUACGGCAAAAGUCAAGGAGAAACUGAUAAAGACGUUUCUCAGACAUGGCGGAAAAUAGCAUGGAGGAAUUGGGCAGAGCUGGUAGAGAAGGAGAUCAGUGCUAUGUUGGAGCAGGUUGAUGGGAAAAAAUGGCAGACUAGGACAUUGCGAUUGGAAAAGAUUAAGUCCUAUGCACCACAUGUGGAUCAUGUUGUAUUGGACCUGGACUGCCGCCCACUACCUAGUAUUUAAAGAACAUUUUUUUUAUUUUUUUAACUUACUUUUUAGGUAAAAAUGUCCUGCACUUUUAAAUAAAAUCAUAUACCUGCAAGUUUUAAAAAUGGCUUUAGUAUGUAAUGGACAGUGUAAGUGUAACUUUAUCAUUUUACCCUUGAGCCCCCAAAUUGAAACCACUCUUUGAAAACAAAUACAAAUAACCAUAGGCUGAGGGUGAUUUUUUUUUAUUUGGGGAGGCUAAAGAUGGGCCAUACAUAGACUGACCUAAGCUAAUGUGAGACUUAGUGGAUUUGCUGCUGGCGUAAUCAGGAACCCCCCCCAAAUACCUCUUGCGGUUCCCACUGACUUCCAGUUAUCUGUGCCCCUUCUCUGACUAACAGUAAACCAAGCAGCAUAGUCUGCAUAGAUAUUUGUCAGAUACAUGGUGAUGGUUUUAUUUUGUGGUCCCCUUAUAUAUUU
This is a messenger RNA of Xenopus tropicalis (tropical clawed frog), 1832 nucleotides long. RefSeq names its product tRNA wybutosine-synthesizing protein 2 (gene tyw2). Gene Ontology annotation, biological process: tRNA modification. The record is from RefSeq and is a predicted model, not a curated record. The transcript is spliced from 8 exons. Gene Ontology annotation, molecular function: tRNA 4-demethylwyosine alpha-amino-alpha-carboxypropyltransferase activity. Bases 33 to 1388 code for a protein of 451 amino acids. Lineage: Eukaryota; Metazoa; Chordata; Amphibia; Anura; Pipidae.